GGAGCGAUAAAGAUAGAAGAACGCAGUAGCGUUGGUACGUGCUCCGCGAACGCGCCCUAUGUCCAUGGGUAACAUAUAAACAAAUGCGUUUAUGUACUAUCACGUGUAUGAAAAAAAAUUAAUAAGGAUAAACGGAUAAUUUCCCUCAUUGCUAAGAAGAUGAAGCAAUUAUCAGAAGAAAGAACAAAAUUAGUAUUUGAGAAGCUAACUAAAUACAUUGGAAGUAAUGUGAAAAAUUUAAUAGAUCGACCAGAUGGCAUAUACUGCUUUCGAGAGAAAAAGGAUAGAGUCUAUUAUGUUUCAGAGAAGAUUUUGUUAUUUGCAAAUACUGUAGGAUCUGAACAUCUAUUAAGUCUAGGCACCUGCUUUGGCAAAUUCACAAAAUCAGGAAAGUUUCAACUUCAUGUUACAGCUUUACAUUAUUUAGCACCUUAUGCUCAACAUAAAAUUUGGCUGAAACCUUCAGCAGAGCAACAAUUCUUAUAUGGCCACCAUGUUAUGAAAUCAGGUCUUGCUCGUAUAACAGAAGGUACUUCUCAGUAUCAGAGUGUUGUUGUAUUUUCCAUGAAUAAUUUGCCAUUGGGAUUUGGUGUAGCUGCAAAAGGUACAGUUAAUUGCAAACAUGCAGAUCCUAUGGCGACAGUUUGCUUCCAUCAAGCAGACAUUGGAGAAUAUAUUCGUUCCGAAGAUACAUUGCUAUAAUGAAAAUUUGUUUUAACUUUAAAGAAUAUGCAUAUAGAUAUCAAAUUGUUGUACAAUAAACUUAAUUUUUUGUAAGUUUAA
Odontomachus brunneus is the source of this 783-nucleotide messenger RNA. RefSeq names its product 60S ribosome subunit biogenesis protein NIP7 homolog. The record is from RefSeq and is a predicted model, not a curated record. Gene Ontology annotation, molecular function: RNA binding. NCBI's taxonomy places the organism in Eukaryota, Metazoa, Arthropoda, Insecta, Hymenoptera, Formicidae. Gene Ontology annotation, biological process: ribosomal large subunit biogenesis; ribosome assembly. The transcript is spliced from 4 exons. Bases 160 to 702 code for a protein of 180 amino acids. Gene Ontology annotation, cellular component: nucleus; nucleolus; preribosome, large subunit precursor.